Messenger RNA from Talaromyces amestolkiae, 1395 nucleotides. RefSeq lists its product as uncharacterized. Lineage: Eukaryota; Fungi; Ascomycota; Eurotiomycetes; Eurotiales; Trichocomaceae. The coding region runs from base 1 to 1395 and encodes 464 amino acids. The transcript has 3 exons. The record is from RefSeq and is a predicted model, not a curated record.
AUGCUAGGCUACGGAUCCUCGAUGGUCACCACAAGAACAGUUAGCGACUGUAUCUCCCUCCCAAUCCGCAUGACCCCAGGAUCCUUCCCCGAUAAAGAAUUCCUCGCAGCAAAACCAACCCAUCCCAUAACCCGAUCAUGGCAGCAAAAUAACAUUGGAGACUCGAUCAUUGCGUUGUUGGAAAGACACAAUCUCGAAUUCUAUGCGGUUGAUUGUCUGCGUAGACCGCGGUUGUUGGCAUAUCUACAGCAUAUUCUGCGUGAUGAUCCUCUUUUCGAGAAUGAUAGUCAUACGAUUGUUAUCACGCUGAAGAAUAUGCCAGAGAACCACGUGAAUCUGUUUGAAGUCAUGGAGGAGAUUCAUUGGGAGCUGGUUGAUGGUAUCACAGUCGAAGUACGAAUUGGCAGAAUCGAGCUCUUUUACCCACACCGUCUCCAUCUUGGAUGCAGUAUUGGCCUUCAACACGACCCUCGAUCAAAUGGUACUGGUGGUGGCUAUGUGGAUCUAGUUGACAGGAACGGCGAGGUCGUUGCGCAAUGCAUUCUUACAUGUGAACAUGUUGUUCGGCCUUAUGUUGAAGGAGAUGAUGACAUGGAGCUGCUGCGGCCAAAGGCAGAUUGCGUCGAGCCAUAUAUUCGCGAUGCUCAAGAUCAAACACAAUUUCCCUUGUGCUGCGUGAGCCCCAGCAUUGUCGCAAACAUGGAAAGAGUUCAUGCCAACAAGAAGAAGCUCAUUCAUUUAGCGGCAGAAAUCCUCACAUCCAAAUAUAGCAGCGACAGAGAAACGUUCCCCCGUCACGAACUACAAAACCUGAAAUAUCAUCGAAACAAAAUCMAAGCCGAUACCAUCAAGUCCCUGAUCCGCGAUGAAAUAUUUGGGACUGUCUACGCAUCAUCGGGUUACAGCUUCUCGCGACACAACCAUCGACUAGAUUGGGCCUUGAUUGAGGUUGAUCCCACUCUAAUCCCCAAGAUUCGCAGGAACAAAGUCAAAGAUCUCAGCCGCACCGAACGUGAUUGGCGACAAAUCCUGCAUGCAGUCAAGCCUCGCAAAAUGGCGGUUGUUUACAAACAGGGUUCUGCCACGGGUACUACCGUGGGCGUCGUCAAUUCAAUACAGAGUCAUGUCGUCUCUUACGAAGCCGAUGGCAAGCGAUGCAUUACGAGAGAAUGGUGCGUCGUCCCUGCUGCAGACCCGGAUUGCUUUGCUCGCGUUGGGGAUUCAGGAUCGCUGGUGUUGGAACGGAAUACGGCGAAUGUGAUGGGCAUGAUUUUUGGGGGACAUAAGAAUGGAGGGCCAGUUUAUUUCACUUCGAUUACUGCAAUUGCUACGCAUGUUGAGAAGGUGACUGGAUUGAGGGUUCAGCUGCCGGGUGGAGGUAUUAUUAGACAUUGA